AUGGGUAUCCCAUCUUUUGCCGGCCGAGUAGGACUCGCUGGCGGUCAUUCUCAUUCUAUCAGGUCUCACGAGAAGCGAGCUUGUAACCUCGCCAACGGUGAUCUUUACGUCUAUCCCAAAUCGAACGAUACAGUCGAUGCCACCAAAGAUGUUACCUUCAAAUGGGAUACAUCAUGUGCCAUCUCUUCCUCUCAAAUCACAUUGAGUCUCUACGGAUCAGGAGGAGUAAUCAAACAAUGGGGAAACAAGGAUUUCUCAGCUGGACAAUUGACUGUCACCUUUCAACCUAAAUGGUGGAACGACACCGAGACCGCUCAAUUGCAAAUGAACAUUGUAGAGAGUGAUACGGAGUCUUGGAUGUCCAGUACACCUGCUGGUCCAGUAUUCACCGUCAACUACCCCGCUUCAGCAAUGUUCUCAACUACCACCAACAACGGUCAAGUGAUCACUUCCACCGCUGCUGCUGCUGCCACCCAAUCCAAAGAUGCAGUCUUCGAAGAUGUAUCAAGUACCAACACCUCUGACAAAUCCGGUAUCUCCAAAGGAGCAAUCGCAGCUGCUGUUAUCGUCCCCCUGUUGGUCGUUGCGGUAUUGAUAGCUGUCGCAGUCAAGUUCUGGAGAAACAGGGAGAACGAAAAGAGGAAGAGAUGGUCUCAAGCUUUAUCUACUCAUUCAAAUCUCGAAUGGGAGAAAGGUGCCUUACCAGGAGAAAAACCUCGAUCUAUCCUUGGCAGACCCUCGAUGGGUGGUAGACCUUCUAUGAGCGGUGAUCGACCUAGACCAAGUAUGUCAACUUACGGUGGAUCCGGUCGACCCUCAUCUUCAGUCUAUGCUGUCGAGAACAACAUGGCUGGUGCAGGUAUCCAUCAGUUCCAACGACCUGAUCUCGCUUCUUUACGAACCCACUCUGCCGAUAAUGUCAAUCGAAGCUCGCUCGCCAUGCCAGAUGGAAACGUUAGACAAUCCAGAAUCUCCUUUGCCGAAUCUGCUCGACCAGAUAGAAGAUCGAGAUUAUCCUUCGGAGGAGAUAUCAGACCCAACGUCCACUCGGGUGUAUUCAAGAAUCCCGGUGCUUCCAGAUCUGCUCACGAACUCAAUUCUACACCUACUAACAGACGAUCAGCCGCUUACGCUACUGGUUCUGCGAUUGAGGAUGACGACGAGAUCCAAAUCUCUCCAUCGCAAUUACAAGGUCCCCAUGGAUUCGAUCAAACUGAUAUGAAGAGGGUAGGAAAGGGAACUAGAACCGGUAGAAGAAGUUUCAUGUCUUUAGGUGGUGGUGAUAAACGAAGAGAAUCUUCUGCUUCUGCUUUAUCUGUCGAUGAUUUCAAAUCUGCUGCUAGUGCUAGAGGUAGUGUUGAUGAAUUGAGAGAUAUGGAAGCUGUUAUGCUCAUGAGACGAUCGAUGAUCUCUCAAGCUUCUCAGCGAUCACCUAACCCAGCAAUGGACAACAACGAAAUUGAAGCUCUCGACAAUGUUCCAUCUGUACCUAUGGCACCUUCCGCUCCCUCACCCAUCGCCGGUUCAUCUACUGUAGCCUACGGUCCCGACCAGAUGCUUGCUGUCUAUGCUGCCCGAGGAAAAGUAGCCGGUGGGGCGCCAUCAACACCCACCUUUGGCACUGCCCCUUUAUCCCAAAACGUCGCUCAACCUAAACCAACUGCUUCGAGACAAAAUAGUGGAAUGAGAUUGUUAACUUCGUUAGGUGGAAAGAAGAACUCUGAAGAUUCCACAAGCUCAGGCGCCGCUGCUGGCUCUAUGCCAUCUCCCUCUGCGCCUGCUCCAGGAGAUAUGCGAUCAUUCGUUCACCUCAAUAACGGUACGGUCUCUUCUGCCGUUAUUGAUGCUCUCCCCGCACCUGGACCUAGAGGAGUCACCAGUCCAACUGGUGAAAGACCCACCACAGGGUUGACUGCGCCUUCUACCAAGACCAGGGCGAGCGGUAUGAGCGACGGAAGUAGGUAUAGUCAGAAUGGUGAAGAGGCAGAAGAAGAUAUUGGAGAAGCUCAAUAA
Messenger RNA from Kwoniella botswanensis, 2013 nucleotides. RefSeq lists its product as uncharacterized. The transcript is spliced from 3 exons. The coding region runs from base 1 to 2013 and encodes 670 amino acids. NCBI's taxonomy places the organism in Eukaryota, Fungi, Basidiomycota, Tremellomycetes, Tremellales, Cryptococcaceae. The record is from RefSeq and is a predicted model, not a curated record.